UUAGCUGGAAACACCGGAAGUAACGCAUUGGCGCGAAUAACAACAACAAAGCUAACGCUUGAAUUUAGUUGAACUCUUUUUAUAUAUAUUUGUCUUAACCUAUUAUUACAUGCAUAUAUAAGGUGCGAGUAACUCUUGCUCGUGAUAAGAUGAGCAUCAAUGGUCUCUAAAUCGUUUUUUACGUCUUGUAUACUUCUUGUAUUGUCAGCUAACCGGUUACAUGGGAAGUUAAGUUAGCAAAGACUGCCUAAACCUGACAGCACUGACCACUGUCAGAGUGCUAGUCCUAUGUUUUCUGACAGUAAUCAUUAAGAGGAGCCAGCGGUUGAACAUGUUCAAAGGAGACAAGGGAUGCUUUAUUGUGAAGUUUGUAGAAAGCAAAGGACAGCAAUCAGAGUAUGCUACCAAGGCAUACGAGGCUAUUUUGGAGCUGCAGUCUGAGAAGUACUUAAAAACCAUAGAUGAAGAUGCUGUCCUACAAAUGGAUCAGAAUGACAGAGCUCUGUAUGUCUUCAGCAGCUUUGCUACCCCAGCCUUUCUGCACUGUCAACAGCUUGGCUGCAGAGUGGUGGGUCCCCUGGUGGUGUUGUACUGUCUGCAGCAGCAGCAUUGUGUCCCUAAAGCACUGAAGCCUGUCUAUAACAUGGCCAUGGAUGACAUCACUGUUUCUUGCACAAGCCUGGAUAAAGCAAAGCGGACAGAGGUGAUGGAUUUGGUGCAGCUAAUGGGUGGAAGAGUCAGUCUUGACCUUAAUGUGGCUGUGACACACCUGAUAGCUGGAGAGGUGGGCAGUAAAAAAUACCUGGUAGCUGCCAGCUUAGGUAAACCCAUACUGCUGCCUUCUUGGGUCAAAGCCUGCUGGGAAAAAUCUCAGGACAGUCUUUUCAGGUACACAGAGCUACCCAUCGAGGACUUCCUGUGUCCAGUGCUUCGUGGCUGUACUGUUUGUGUGACCGGCCUCUCCACCGCAGAGCGUAAAGAGGUACAGCGCCUCUGUGAGCAGCAUGGAGCCAACUACACCGGUCAGCUCAAAAUGAAUGUGUGCACUCACCUCAUCGUCAGUGAACCUACAGGUCAGAAGUACGAGUGUGCUCGGAAGUGGAACGUGUAUUGCGUUUCACUGCACUGGCUGUUUGACAGCAUUGAGAUGGGGUUUUGUCAGGAUGAGAGCAGAUACACUGUGGAACGUAAUGCAGCUAAACAAACAAGACCGCACACUUCAACACCUACUGGAACAAGCAAGAAAGAGGAUGGUCCUUCACUGUUGGGCUUGAGUCACAUCUCUGUUAAUGCUAGCAUGACGAUAAAUGAUACAGCGCUCACCAACAGCACCGUUAGCCGCCUGGAAGCUCCAGACCCCAUAGACAGCCUGGACAUCACUGUCUGUCCAACUGAGGAUAUACUGGAUGGCUGUAAGCUGUAUUUGUGUGGCCUGCCAGGCAAGAAGCUGGAAAAGCUGCGUCGUCUUGUGAACGCUGCAGGAGGUCUUCACUUCAACCAGCCCAGUGAGGAACUCACACAUGUGGUCAUGGGAGAGCUGGACCAGGACCUCAAGAACUUUCUAUCAAAGGCAACACAUAGACCUCAUGUAGUGACAGUGCAGUGGCUGCUGGACAGUUUCAACAAAGGCAGUCUACUCCCAGAAGAAGGUUACUUCCACCCUGACUGUCUGCCUCCAGCUGUUUCUGUCCCUGCUCGUCACGCUCCCUCCUCUCGGCUCUCAGCUGUCCCUCCUGCAGCCAGUCCCUCCACCCCCCAGCAGAAGAGGACAGAUGAAGAUCUGCUCUCACAGUACAUGGAUGAUGACCCUACUGUCGUUGACAUGCCCCCUCCAGCUGAUGAGAGCAACAGGAGGUCCAUCAGCACAGCCGCAGAGCCUCAGCCUGAACCCUGGGCACCAAACCAGACCAGAGGACCAGAGCCUGGAUCCAUGCUGCAGGAGGCCAGCGAGGCAGGCUUGUUUUUUGGGAAAUGUUUUCUUCUUGUUGGCUUCGGCGCUGACGCUGAGGCUCAGCUGUCUGCGCUGGUAACGGAAAAUGGAGGCAGGGUGCUAGUGGGGCGUACACGUGUUGUUGCUGACUAUGCGGUGGUCCCACUGCUGGGCUGUUAUGUGGAAGCUACGGUGGAUGAAGUGGUCACUGAUACCUGGCUGGCCAUGUGUGUGGAGAAGGAGUGUGUUCUGCAGCUUUCCUCCAACCCUCUGUUCACUCCUGUUCCUGUGAUGGACGGACGUUUUCCCCUCAAAGACUGCGUCCUCUCUGUCAGUCAGUUCAUGGGAGCAGAGAGGGAGUCUGUGGUGGAGCUGGCCAAACACCUAGGAGCAAAUGUCCAGGAAUUCUUUGUGCGCCUGGCUAAUCAAAAGAAAGGCAUGAUGGCCAGCAGUCAUCUAGUGCUGCAGAGCCCUGAAGGCUCAAAGUACCAGGCAGCAAAGAAAUGGGGGCUUCCAGCCAUCACCAUGCACUGGAUACUGGAGUCUGCUCGUACCGGCCAGAGGGCAGAGGAGGGGCGUUUUCUUGUUGACUUGCCACCAUCACCAGACAGGGAUGACGAGAGUUUCGUCGGUGGUUCCCAAAAGUUGGCCAUGCCUCCUCCUCCUUCCCGUUUGUCUCCAGAGGUCCCCCUGCUGGGUCUCCAGAGCGGUAAGGCUGUCACCCCUCUAGAUGUUGGUCGCUUCCAGAGCAAAGUAUUCAGGGCCAUGUUGGAUGAAAGGAAACCCAAAGAGGACAUCAGCACCCCUAAACAAAACCAGGAGAGCAGCAGAAGACACCCCCUACAGAAAGAAGCCUCACUGCAGCUGGACACGCCCUCUCGUUUCCUCAGCAGAGACAAGCUCUUCAGACCUACCUUCAAUAUCAAGCAUGCACUCACAGAACUGGAGACUCCAGGGGGACGAUCCAAACCAGGAGAGAGGGUGGAAACCCCUCUCACUGAUGUCCUCAACAGGAACCUCAAGGUGGCUCUGGCCAAUAGCAGCAGAAAUAACGUCACAGAUAUGCAAGCUGUCUCUGCUAGCCCCCAGCUUACCAAGACCACAGAGAAGGAGGUCCCAGAGAAAGAAGCGGCUCCUCUGACUGGUGUUGUGAUCUGUGUUGGAAAAAAGCUGAGUAAAAUGCAGGGUGAACUCAAUGCCGUCGCUGCCUCACUUGGCGCGGACUUCAGAUGGGCUUGUGACGACACAGUGACUCACUACAUCUACCAGGGCCGUGUGGGCGACAACACCCGGGAAUACAGAGGAGUGAAGGAGAGAGGACUGCAUGUGGUCUCCCAGCACUGGCUGCACGCUUGUGCUGAGGAGCAGAAACAUGUCCCUGAGUCUCUGUAUCCGUUCACCUACAACCCAAAGAUGAGUCUCAACCUCAGCCAGGUUCCCACCAGCUCACAAAGGUCUCCCCCUUUAACACGAACACAGCUCAAAGAGAUAGCUGAGGCGAAGGACAAGUGUGAACAAAGUAUGAACCCAGAAGACACUACAGCUUUACGUCGAGUUAAUGAUGAAGGAUCAGACCAAGAAGAGGUCCCUGAUGCUGCAGAGAAAAGUGAUAUUUCAGAGACUCUAGAAAUGAGAGAGAAUCUACAAAGGCAGCUCCAAGCGAUCAUGUCAGCCACAAAGCUAACGACAGGACGCCGUACCUCUGUCAGACUCAGCAGGAUGGGUUUUGGAGGGGCAGACUCGGGGCCUCAUACACCUGACGUGAGCCUGGCUGGACGAAGUGGGAACAGAAGAACUCUGGAAGCUUUGAGGGUUACCAGAGAAGCGGCCAUGGACAUCAACACAGAGCCGUCUCAGAAUGAACAGAUAGUCUGGGACGAUCCCACGGCCAGAGAGGAGAGGGCGAAGCUGGCUGAUAAUUUACAGUGGCCUGGAAGUCCCUCACAGCAGUCAGAGCCCCUUGCCCCUCCACCUCCUACUGCAGAAAACGGCGCUCAGUACAGGGACUCCAUGACGGACUCAGAGCUGGUGGAGAUGGCUGCUUGUGAUGUCAUCGAGCAGCAGAUGGGGCGGAAAGUUCAAACACCUCAAACAGAAAUGCGAGAAAAUGACCUCCUCACUCCUGAAGCUCCCAGCAUUGCUUUCCCUCUUGCCAACCCUCCAGUAGCACCAGAGCCACAGGAGGAGCGUGAGGAAGAAAAGCAGCCCCCCAGAUUCCAGCUGUCCUCCCUCAGCCCUCAGGAGCGCAUUGAUUACAGCCACCUCAUCGAGGAGCUCGGUGGUGUAGUCCUGGAUAAGCAGUCUUUUGACCCCAGCUGCUCCCACAUCAUCGUCGGGACUCCUCUGCGUAAUGAGAAGUAUCUGGCAGCGAUGGCAGCAGGCAAAUGGAUCCUGCACCGCUCGUACCUGGAGGCCUGCCGCUCUGUGGGACAUUUCAUCCAGGAGGAUGACUACGAGUGGGGCAGUAGCUCUAUUCUGGACGCGUUGCCCUCCAUCACGUCCCAGCAGAGGAGACUUGCUUUAGCUGCCAUGCGCUGGAGGAAAACCCUGCAGGGACGCUCUGAGCAGGAGGGAGCUUUCAGUGGAUGGGCCGUCAUGUUGAACAUCGACCAGAGCAGAGAAUCAGGCUUCAGGAGGCUACUGCAGUCUGGAAGAGCGAAGGUCCUGCCGAGCCCCUCCCCAUCUUUGUACAAGGAGGCCACUCACUUGUUUGCAGACUUCAGUCGGCUGAAUCCCGGAGACUUUAGAGUUGACGUAUCAGAGGCUACAUCACAAGGAGUCACAUGCCUAAAGCCAGAGUACAUCGCGGACUACCUCAUGCAGGAUCCGACCCCUCCUAUCGCGCUGUACCUCCUGGCCGAAGCGCCUUCUGAUGAACCUCCAGGCACUCCGUUACGUAAGCGUAAAGCAGCAGCCGACAACUCCAGGGUGAAGAAGACACGUCUGAACUGAGACUUAAAAUACUAAAUUAUCCCAUUUCAAUGUCCACGUCUGUGAAAGUAAUUGUAGAUAAUUAUUUUAUUUCUUAUGGCAUGAAAAUAAAA
This is a messenger RNA of Cheilinus undulatus (humphead wrasse), 4974 nucleotides long. RefSeq names its product DNA topoisomerase II binding protein 1 (gene topbp1). Gene Ontology annotation, biological process: mitotic DNA replication checkpoint signaling; DNA replication initiation; mitotic G2 DNA damage checkpoint signaling. The record is from RefSeq and is a predicted model, not a curated record. The coding region runs from base 332 to 4882 and encodes 1516 amino acids. The transcript has 28 exons. Lineage: Eukaryota; Metazoa; Chordata; Actinopteri; Labriformes; Labridae.